Molecule: messenger RNA, 501 nt
Organism: Puntigrus tetrazona (Sumatra barb)
Lineage: Eukaryota; Metazoa; Chordata; Actinopteri; Cypriniformes; Cyprinidae
Product: keratin-associated protein 4-1-like
Exons: 4
Coding region: 1-501 (166 amino acids)
Source: RefSeq, a predicted model, not a curated record
AUGUCCAUUGUCCCGAAGAAGACUGUAGAGCUGAUCAUCAACGGCAUGUAUCUUCAGAUGACUCUCGUGGUUCCCAAAAGCACCAGUGUCAACACAAUUAAGAAGGAAAUAAGAGUCGCCGAAACCUGCGGCGUCGCCUUGGCCCUCCAGCUUCUGUGCACCCCAUCCAGUGCCCGGGCCACGUGCGCCUUGUCCAGUGCCCGCGCCACUGCCCGCGCCACGUGCGCCCGUCCCAGUGCCCACGCCACGUGCGCCACGUGCGCCCCGUCCAGUGCCGCACCACGUCGCCCUGUCCAGUGCCCGCGCCACGUCGCCACGUCCAGUGCCCCGCGCCACGUCGCCCGUCCCAGUGCCCACGCCACGUCGCGCCCGUCCAGCGCCCGCGCCGCGUGCGCCCGUCCAGUGCCCGCGUGCGCCACGUGCGCCCCGUCCAGUGCCCGCACCACCUGCGCCACGUGCGCCCCGUCCAGUGCCCGCGCCUCGUGUGCCGCCUCAAGUUAA